AUGAGUAGUCUUUGGGAUGAUCUUUUGGAUGGUUCCAAUGAUGAUCUUUUGGAUGGUUCUGAGAAUGAUCUUUGGGAUGGUUCCGAAGAUGAUCUUUGGGAUGGUUCCGAAGAUGAUCUUUGGGAUAGUUCCGAAGAUGAUUCUUGGGAUGAAAUUAGACAAAUUUUACUGAAACUUCAAGAAAAAUAUGGUAGUGUAUUUGAAUUAUAUCUAGGUGUUAAUCGUAAAAUUAUUAUCAGAGAUCCCAAGUUAUUGGAUGAAAUUUAUAAUAAAAGUUUGAGCUCUGUAUUUCAAAAACGUAUUAUACCAGGAGCCGUUUCGUUAGGAUUGGAUGAAAAAAAUAAAAAUAUUUUUGAUAAAGAAGAAAAAAAUGAUGAUGACGAUGUGUUGACAAUAUUAGUAGAUGAAGAUAUUAAAAAUAAGUCAUGCAAUGUUAUGGAAAUAGAUGAUAUGAAAAUAAAUAAUAAAAAUAUCAUAAGUUUGUUAAAUGAGAUGAUUAAUGGUGGAGUGAUUACAACAGUAAAUUCCAUUAAAUUUUUGAUAUAUCAAAUAUAUAAACACUCAGAGGUUAGAGAGAAAGUUUAUGAUGAAAUUAAAAAUAUUUUUGAGAAUGAAUCUCAUUUGACGAAUUAUGAUGAUGUUAAUAAGUUAACAUAUAUCGAUACGUGUAAAGAAGAGCAAGAAUUCAUCAUACAUCAUAAUUACAUUUAUCUAAAUGAAAAAUAUUGGAAUGAUCCAAAAUCAUUCAUUCCAGAAAGAUUCAUUGAUGUUAAUAAUAUCGUAAAAAAUAGUUAUAAACUAUUUGGUAAUGGAGUUAAAGAAUGUCCUGGAAAAUAUUUACUAUCAAAAUAG
This is a messenger RNA of Dentiscutata erythropus, 852 nucleotides long. NCBI's taxonomy places the organism in Eukaryota, Fungi, Glomeromycota, Glomeromycetes, Diversisporales, Gigasporaceae. The record is from the annotation of a GenBank genome assembly.